Molecule: messenger RNA, 1713 nt
Organism: Aspergillus caelatus
Lineage: Eukaryota; Fungi; Ascomycota; Eurotiomycetes; Eurotiales; Aspergillaceae
Product: phosphotransferase family protein
Exons: 3
Coding region: 312-1406 (364 amino acids)
Source: RefSeq, a predicted model, not a curated record
GAAAUAGUGCAAAGUUAAGUUUUUGGUACCUGCUAUCAAUGAAAAUUUUACUUGGGGUCAAGCACCAGUGGAGGUUACCGACGCCCCGCAAUGCCAAUGAGGUAGUAUCGCUGUUUAGCCUCGGUCCGUGGUCACCGACGCUCAACUGGACAUUCGCAAUUGAUCUCCCCUGCAUUUAUUGCCGGACCUCCUGUCUUCAGAAUGAUUCCGCUAACUUCCCGGCGAUCUAGUCAUCUAGUUUGCAGAUAACUAUUAGUACCUCCCAGAAAUCAAUCCCUUUUGUUUGUUUUAAUUACUCUAAACAGUUGGCCAUGGCUGGAGCGGUGCGCCAACCAAUUGAUAUUCCGUCCCUAGAGCGGUAUCUCAAUCAGAAUGUACCUGAGAUCCAGACACCAAUAGAUGUGAAACAGUUCUCGUUCGGACAGUCUAAUCCAACUUAUCUGCUGACCGGCACCAAUGGAAGGCAGUACGUCCUGCGCAAGAAGCCCCCCGGCAAGCUCCUGUCCAAGACCGCGCACAAGGUCGAACGCGAAUAUAAGGUCAUCCAUGCACUAGAGCAGACGGACGUCCCGGUACCAAAGGCAUACUGUCUCUGUGAGGAUAGCAAUGUGAUUGGGACCCCGUUCUAUAUCAUGGAGUUCUUGGACGGUCGGCUAUUUACCGAUCCCGCCAUGCCGGGAGUUAGUGCUGAGGAAAGAAACGCAUUGUGGAAGGCAGCGGUGCAGACCCUGGCUAAGUUUCAUCGAGUCAACCCCAAGUCAGUUGGACUGGAAACUUUCGGAAAGCCGUCGGGGUACUAUGAUCGACAGAUCUCCACCUUCUCAACGGUGUCCAAAGCGCAGUCUCAGGCGGUUGAUGUUGAGACCAAGGAGCCAGUGGGGGAACUUCCGCAUUUUAUGGAGACGGUGCGCUUCUUCUCGAAUAAGGCUACUCAGCCGAAGGAUCGCGGCACGCUAGUCCAUGGCGAUUACAAGAUCGACAACAUGAUUUUCCAUAAGACUGAACCCCGCGUCAUCGGUAUCCUGGACUGGGAGAUGGCUACAGUGGGGCAUCCACUAUCGGACUUCUGCAACCUCACAAGUCCGUACUAUCUCGACGGCACCGACCACACAACCGACCAGUUCCAACCUGAACGGAUACCUGGUUUGCCCAGGCGUGAAGACUGCGUGCGGUGGUAUCACGAAGUGGGAGGAUGGGACCCGACCCCGGACCUCCCCUGGGGAGACGCUUUCUUUGCCUGGAGGCUCUCGAUUAUCCUUCAAGGAGUCAAGGCUCGGUAUGCACUGAGACAAGCCAGCAGUGCCAAGGCGCACGAGCAUGCCAAAAAGACUACCCCGUUCGCGUUGGCCGCCUGGGAACGGGUCAAGGCCGUCCAGAACGCAAUGCAUCAAAAAGGCAAACUGUAGCUGUUGUGCUAUCCAUCCAAUCUACUCCGAUCGCUAGAAUGAAUCUACUGUGGACCCUGCUCGUAGACCUGUGGCGUGUAGGCCAACGAAGUACAUGCGAUAAGCAGAGGGGGAUGGCUGGCGGGACCUCCUGGAGUGAGGGCUGGUCAUUGGUGCAUGACGGGCCUGUCGAAUAUUCAUAGUUUGUGAUCUAUACCGAAACCCAUACGCAAGCACGAUAAUGCAAGCUCAGGUAGAUGACUAAUAGAGUGUAUUAUUUCAGGAAUGGCAGGCGUAGGCCCAAGCAGUUGUCGUCGUAAUUGGCCGG